Nannochloropsis gaditana CCMP526 is the source of this 3003-nucleotide messenger RNA. RefSeq names its product ATP-binding cassette, subfamily C (CFTR/MRP), member 4 (gene ABCC4). The record is from RefSeq and is a predicted model, not a curated record. The coding region runs from base 43 to 3003 and encodes 986 amino acids. Gene Ontology annotation, biological process: transmembrane transport. Gene Ontology annotation, cellular component: membrane. The transcript is spliced from 25 exons. Gene Ontology annotation, molecular function: ATP binding; ABC-type transporter activity; ATP hydrolysis activity.
GUUCUGUUCAUCAACCGAGGGAAAGUUCGUGGACAAGGCACCAUGCAGGAGCUCUUGGUCAGAGGUUUUUUCCCUGACGCCAUGGUGGAGAUGAACGCCACAGAGAGCACUGUAAAAUUGACGGAGAUGGCUACUGAAGCCCAACCAGAGGCAUCAGAUAUAGAAGCGACGUUGUCGCCCACUUUAGCGCUGAAGAAACAAGCAAGUCACCUUCACAAGCUCCCUCCCUUCUUGCCUACGCGGACGAUGAGCAAUAUCCAGGAAAGUGGAGACAAUAGCGACACGGAGUCCCUUGACACGGAAGAAGAAGAUGUUGAAAUGCUUCCUCCGAAGAUUCCCACACUGGUCAAGCGCUUCUCCGAAAGUCUUAAAAGGAUCCGUCCUUCUCCUCAUUCAAUAUCGGAGAACCCGCCUCGUUUGCAUGGCCCAAGCAAAAGUCUAUCAGUUCUACGGGCGAAAUCCUCGACACAACUACCUGUCUUGGGGAGGUCACCUAGCAACCUCUCUCUCGCACGCGAAGCGUCUUCAUACUUGAAUGUAUCGAUUCCUGACAUGGAUUUGUUCCAGCCUGCAGGAAUGCAAAGAAUAUUGACGGAAGAGGACUUUGACGUCGAGGAUGCGGAGGAGGAUGAAUUCAAUAAUCCUCGCCCACAGCUGCUGUCCGGGAAAUCUCAGUCCACGAUGCUGAGUGUAUUGGAGAGGGCGCAAGUGGCACGCCUCCAGCAAGAGCUUAGCAUCUCGCGAGAAAGAGAAUCGAGCGAGGAAGAAGAUGGAACAGACGAGAAGGAGAUUCCUGUUGACGCCAAGGUGCACGGCUCAGCGACCACCUAUGCUCACGGGGUGGAAAUAACCGAAUUGGAAGGCAACGGUGGAGCAAGAUUACUUCAAGUAGACAAAGAGAAUCCAAAAAAACAAGAGAUAGCAGCGAAUAUAUCAUGUGUUGAUGAAGAGAAAGUCAAGAAGGAAGCUGCACUUCGGGCUUCCAUCAUUUCUCAAGAGAAGCAACAGUCGGGAAAUCUCGGAGCUGGUGUUCUUGCAGCCUACGUACGAGGCAUGGGGGGUCCGAUUGUGACUGUAGCGGUGCUCCUCCUCCUCAUAGCUGGGCAGGUUGCGGCUAUUCUCUCCAAUAUGUUCCUAUCGUACUGGGUCCACCAAAGCUAUGAAAAACAAAGGGAAAAGAAGUUUGCCUUGAUCUAUGUCGCCUUAGUUGUUGCAGUUGGAGUCCUGCCUGUUGCUCGGGGUAUGAUAGCAUUCGACCGGAUGCUAGAAGCCAGCCACGUCCUGCACGACGACAUGGUUCACUCAGUGCUUCGGGCUCCGAUUAGCUUUUUCGACACCAACCCCACAGGCAGAAUAAUAAACCGAACUAGCAAGGACGUCCUCGUUUGCGAUGUCUUCCUCCCCAUUAGCCUGUACUCAUUCAUGAAAACCAUGCUGAUGUGCCUGGGAACAAUUGCAGUUAUAAUCUCCGUCAAUCCAUGGCUCAUAAUUAUACUGAUCCCGCUUUUUGGUUCGUUUAUUCCACUCCGGCGACAAUUUCUGAACACGUCGCGUGCGGCCCGUCGUUUGGAGGCCAUGGCUCGCUCUCCCAUCUACGCCUUGUUAUCGGAAGUUAUGGACGGCUUACCCACCAUCCGAUCUCUCGUCGCUGGCUCCCUCUUCCAGAACGAAUUUUCCAAGCGUUUGGACGAUUUUGGAAGGCCGUAUUUCAUUUUUUUCUCCGCAGGGCGGCAUUUGGCAUUUCGACUGGACUUUCUGUGCUGGCUGCUGGUGACCGCGACAGCGUUUUCCUCUUUAGGUGCGCUUACCGGGGCAAGCGGUGUGUCCACCUGGCUUAUUGGAGUAUCCCUCAUGUACGUGUUGCAGCUUGCAUCGGUCUUUCAGUGGGCAACACGCCAGAGCUCAGAAGUGGAAAAUCAGAUUGUUUCCGUGGAACGUAUUGUUGAGUAUUGUCAAUUAUCUACGGAGGCCGCGCUUGAUUCUCUUCCCGGAAAAGCUCCACCCUCCGCUUGGCCUGAAAAAGGUGCAAUAGUUGCCACCAACCUACAAGCAGCAUACAGACCGGGCUUACCGCUUGUGAUCAAAGACAUGUCGUUCUCUAUCCCUGGCGGUACUCGCGUGGGCAUCGUGGGACGGACUGGAUGCGGAAAAUCAUCGCUCAUCCAGGUCCUCUUUCGACUGAUGGAGCCCUCCGGCGGAUCUUUGUGCAUUGAUGGCAUUGAUGUCUCCGGCAUGGGCCUUCACGAUCUGCGACGCCGCCUCUCUGUUAUCCCUCAGAAUCCCUUUUUGCUCAGUGGCACACUGCGAGAAAACUUGGAUCCAUUAGGGUUGAAUGAUGACGCCACAAUCUGGUCAGCUUUGCGAGCGGUUCAGAUGGAGGACCAGGUCCGAGCAAUGGGUGGAGAAUGUGAGGAAGUAGAGUCUAACCUCGACAUCCUUAGUCCAAGGGCCAAGCCCCCUUUAUUCCGGAGAAGGAGUUCAGCAAUGUCAUUUAUGCCGCCUGCUAAGGCUGGUAUUCGCGCAGGAUCUAUCGCCGUAAUUUCAUGCGGGCCAGGGCUAGACAUGUACGUGACCGAGAAUGGAGGCAACUUCUCAAUUGGAGAGCGACAGCUUUUGUGCCUGGCAAGGGCUAUCCUCAGCUCGACCCGCAUCCUGGUCUGUGACGAGGCCACUGCCAAUGUGGACGUGGAGACGGAUCACAAGAUCCAAAGAGCGAUUCGCUCGCGUUUUGGCUCAGCUACAGUUCUCAUGGUCGCGCAUAGGUUGAACACCAUCAUCGACUCUGAUAUCCUUCUGGUGCUGCAGGCCGGUGAGGUGCUGGAGAUGGGGCAUCCGCACGAGCUCUUGAACACGCCAAAAGGUCUGCCGGAGUCCAAGGGUGGCUUCCUGUCGAUGGUGAUGGAGACGGGUCCGGACUCUGCGGCUUCGCUGAAAGAAAUGGCGCGUGCGGCCUGGGAGGAAAAACGGACCCGAGGACAGGAGCCUAAGGACGACAAGCUUUAG